AUGGUCAAGCACUCGUCCGUUGCUGAGGCAUACUCCAUUCUCGGUCUUCAAGAGGGUGCCACUCUUGAGGAGGUCAAGUCUGCUUAUAGGCAGCAUGCGCUGCGCACUCAUCCAGACAAAAAUCCCAACAAUGCCGAUGCUACUGCACAAUUUCAGGCAGUCGGUGAUGCAUACACUGUCCUCCAAAGGCACCUGAAUCCACCUAUGGGCCCCAGACGGAUGCAUUCUCAUGGCAUGGACGAUGACGAAUAUGACGACUACGAAGGCUAUGGGGACUACGAGGAGGAUCUCUACGACUCUGAGGACGAAGCAGCCCGCACUGCAUUUUUCAAAACGCCUGGUGUAGCCGACCCUCACCGUAAUUAUCGUCGUCGAUCUCUCUCCCCUGAGACCCCCGAACAAUAUAGGGCUCGAAUCGAACGGACUCGCGCAGAGCAAAUCGAGGCUGAAACACGGCGCGCUGAAAAGGCAGCUGAACGCAAAGCUUUUGAAGCACGGCAACGCGAGAAAGAACGUAAAGAGGCAGCUGAGAGGCAACAAGCUAAAAUUGCGUCUAAAAAGGCAGAAUCUGUAGCCGCUCGUAAAAGAGCGGCUGAGACUGCUGAGGCUCAGCAACGGCGUAUCCAGACCAUAAGAUCAGAAGCUUUUUCGGCUGCACGUAAGGGAGACGUUGUCAAAGUCAAGAAGGCAGUUUGGGAAGAGAAUGUCGAUGCUGCUGGAGGCGAAAUCAAGCCUAGUUGCGAAACUUACGUCAAGAGGCCGCCUGAAGAUCCGAAGGAAACACUGUUACAUAUUGCUACACAGCGAGGUGAUGUUGACCUCGUGGAGUGGCUAGACGCCCACAGCGCAGAUCCGGAAGAGCGCAACUCUGCAGGGCUGUCGGCCUUCCACUUGGCGCUUCAGCAUGGUUACAUCCCAAUCAUAAACCAUUUCUUCCAGUCAUAUGAUCCGAAGCAAGACGACGACCAUAGUGCAAUUUAUAGCCUCUCACCACCAAUGUCGCUUCUUUCUCUAGCUUUGGAAUCUGGCCAGCCAGAGGUUGUGUGGUUGAUCCUCGAGAAGGGUCUAGCUUCCACCCAGGAUAUCGGAAAUGCAUGGACACAGGUUACGUCUGGACAGACCAAUCAGCCACUGUUCAAGAAACUUCCCCGAGAUUGUGUCAAAUUUUCAGAGAUCCAGAACCUUCUUAUGACGUUUGGAGGGUUCACACCGCCACCCACACCAAAGGUCUCGAUCUCAAAGGAUACGAGACAUAAUUCUCCUUCUCCCCUUUCGCCGUUUGCGCCGGACGGCUCUGCCAAGAGUCGUCAGCAGACUCGUCCCAAAAAACCAAGCGUCAACCAAUCUCGUCCCAACGCCCAACCUGCCAAAUUACCCCACAACAGCACCCCACUUUCCCCCUCAGAACCCGGAAAAAUUCAUUCGCGGGGUCCCGGUAGUGGACGUGGGCAGGGUCGCGGACGGGGUCGUGGACGGGGUCGCGGUCGCGGACGUGGAACCUAG
Molecule: messenger RNA, 1503 nt
Organism: Suillus subaureus
Lineage: Eukaryota; Fungi; Basidiomycota; Agaricomycetes; Boletales; Suillaceae
Product: DnaJ domain-containing protein
Exons: 6
Coding region: 1-1503 (500 amino acids)
Cellular component (GO): nucleus; cytoplasm
Molecular function (GO): protein-folding chaperone binding; protein folding chaperone
Source: RefSeq, a predicted model, not a curated record